This is a messenger RNA of Trypanosoma cruzi, 1019 nucleotides long. RefSeq names its product dispersed gene family protein 1 (DGF-1), putative. The record is from RefSeq and is a predicted model, not a curated record. The annotation marks the transcript as partial. The transcript has a single exon. NCBI's taxonomy places the organism in Eukaryota, Euglenozoa, Kinetoplastea, Trypanosomatida, Trypanosomatidae.
GGGCUCUCCCGUGACGGAUUACGGAGUCGUCCUCAAUAUUGGAGCACCCGUGACGGUGUUGGACUGCGGUGCGUGCACCAUGGACGCCGUGUGCCUCGCUGCGAGGACGAGCAGCAUCAGCGGCUGUGAGUGCGUGUGCGCUGCUGGCGGCUACGGUGACACGUGUCUGCCAGCUGCGGUUCCGGACGGCCUUGGGCCUCUCCCGCUCCCCGAUGCGGACGACACGGAGGUCCGCUGCGUGCACGGUGGCAGCAUCGACUCUUUGGACGUUCCUGAUCCCGGCGUGCGUGGUCUGUGCUUCGUCAACGUGACCUUCACCGCCGCGAUUGUGCUGGACCUGUCACAUUUUGACGCGCCACAACAGACACUCAACAUCACGCUGCUGCAUUGCGUCCUCAGGGGCCUGUCGAUCAAGGGGAGUGGUGCGCGCGUGCACGUGAACGUGGUCGCCUCGAUGAUGGAUUCCGGAGUGUUGGAGUUUGAGGGUGAUUUUGGCGUGAGCUCCCAGAUACUGGUGGUGGGUAGUACGAUUGUGACGACGUCGGGCCAUGCCAUUUUAUUUGUGAAGUUUACUCUCAGUGCUAAUAUGACGCUGCUGCUGCUUGACGACUAUAUCGAGGGGAACUGUUACGCAGUCUAUUUCUCCGUUGCUGUUGUUGUUGAUGGUGGCGGGAUUAUUGUGAAGGGAAAUACGCUGAGCGCAACGAAGGAUGAUGACGGUGUGGAAUCAUCUGUUUGCGUUUACGCUGUUGAUGUGAAGAACGGAGGCUACUUUGACGUGGAGAACAACACGAUGAGCGCGGUCAAUGGCGUUAUUCUUUUUGGGGAUACCACCGUGAGCUCCGCGGGGCUGCUGCGAGUGGCGGACUGCACCUUCUUUGGUGGGACGGAAAUUUUUGAUCCCGCGCUGGUGUAUUUGUCUGGCUCUGUGACACUCGAGGGCGGUGCGCAGUGGCGUGUGGAGGGCAACAGCGUGGGUGCAGCCUCAGUAUUAACUAUUCCGUAUCCCCAGUACAAAA